Messenger RNA from Scleropages formosus (Asian bonytongue), 1862 nucleotides. RefSeq lists its product as uncharacterized. The record is from RefSeq and is a predicted model, not a curated record. Lineage: Eukaryota; Metazoa; Chordata; Actinopteri; Osteoglossiformes; Osteoglossidae. The coding region runs from base 67 to 1587 and encodes 506 amino acids. The transcript is spliced from 3 exons.
GUGGAGAGCAGUGAAGUUGUUGUAAUAGGUUUUGGCUGGAGAAGUUUUGAUUUCCUGGGCUUUGUUAUGGCUCACAGGCUGUUGAGUAAAGUUCUCUGGUCUAUCCAGUUAAUAUGUUUGGUGCUUGCUGGAGGUGGCACAGUUCAAGGUCUUGAGGUACCCCAAGGGGAUUCCCAGGCUCUAGUCCAUGGCCCUAGAAGAUCAAGAUCACUCUACAACAAGCAUCCCUUCAGCAGUCUUGUACUUCCCCAGGGUGCUGACAGCUCUGAGCACAGUGACCUCUCUUCUUGGACAAGGAAUGGUUAUGAUAGUGAUGAGCCAACUUUGCGUAGGCUAGCCUCAAGUGACCCCUUUAUGCCUUCAUCCAGUAAUGUCAAUCUUUUCCAAAGCAACUCCCUCCUUGGGGCUAAGGGGGUUCCAAGUGGUUCUACCACUGACACAAUGGGUUUCCAACGCAGGGUUCCUAAUACCCAGAGUACAUGGUCUUCAGUUAAAACCAAUUCUGUCCAAGAUGCAGCCUCUCUUACUAACUUGCAAGAUGUAGUAUAUCCAUUUUAUCAAGGUUAUGGACAAAACAUUGGGUUUCCAGCUAUGUAUAGUCCUCAGGGUUCUGGCUUUGCUCAGAGUCCAUAUGCUUCUUUGCAGAAGUUUAGGCCCUAUGGUGUCUUUGCUCCUAGUCAGUUGCAAGUUCCACAGGUUAGUUCCCUUCCUGCCCAGAUGCUAAGUUCUCAAGUGGAGUAUCUAUACUCUGAUGCAAGCUCUGCCCCUGGUAACAUGGGAAUUGCACCACCAGUGGCUUCCUGUGGUGGUGCUUCUAGUCAGCCAACAAGCUUUGCUUCAGUCCCACAGGUUGGUUCCUCUGCCCAGGUCUCAAGUUCUCCAUAUUCAUUUACAGCUCCUGCUCAGACUGCUUAUGUGAGCAGUUCUUUUCUUUCCGAACCUAGUAGUUCCCAAGUUGCUCAUGAUUGGCAUCUAAGUGUUCCUAGUCAGGCUGGAGCUUCUCCAGGUGUUUCCAGCAGUGUUCAGGGCAGCUAUGGUAUGCAACCUGUGGAUACUCAGGGUGAUGCUGGUUCUGGUCUUGGCUGUGUCGUGGCACCCCAUGUUGGCUCCAUGGCAGGCCAGCCAGCAGUUCCCCAUGUUGGCUUUACAUCUGUAGGCUUCUAUCAACCCCUCCCAGGUUCUGGGUUGGCAAGUUCUCAAUCUAGUUAUAACAACUUUCAUGUUGGCUCUGGUGUCCAGACUGCCCCUGUUCCCCCCACAGAGGCCCAGGUGGCUUCAGCCCCUAGUUUUUCAUGGCAUACUACAGGACAUUCAGGACCCCAGUUUCCUGGUUUCACAGAGCCCAAAAGAGGUUCUGCUCCUGGCCAUACUGUUGGUGCUGUUUACCCUGAAAUGGUACAGCUUCCUACUCAAACCCACCAGCCCCAUGGUAUGGAUUCACCAGUAACUUCUGGUUUUGACUUGGGUUCAAGUAUGGGCUACUUUGGUACCUAUAGGCCUGCCUGGGGUCCUAAUCAACCAGUCUUGUCCUCACACAGAGUCCCAGGUGAGCUUUGUUUCUGCCUAAAGGAUUUUGGUUUGUACUAGUCCAGUCUGCUGCUGUUGAGCUCUAUACUUCAUGGCUCACCUGUUGCCAGUGGAACCCCCAUCAAAAAAAUGAAACUGCACUUGACUAGCAUCUUUGUCUCCAGUGGCAAUGCUGUUUGAACAUCAUGCUUGUAACCCUGUUUACAGAACUUGUAACAGCUCCCUGGGGGAGAUGGUCAGUGUGUAUGUUGCCUCUUCUCAGGAAUGAGCUGUACUGUCAAGCAUCAAUUGUUUUAAAUGUACUGAUCUGGAAAUUAAAUGUGAAUGGAAAUAUA